Molecule: messenger RNA, 677 nt
Organism: Ostrinia furnacalis (Asian corn borer)
Lineage: Eukaryota; Metazoa; Arthropoda; Insecta; Lepidoptera; Crambidae
Product: microsomal glutathione S-transferase 1-like
Exons: 1
Coding region: 95-535 (146 amino acids)
Cellular component (GO): membrane
Source: RefSeq, a predicted model, not a curated record
CGAACGAAUGACUUUGACAGUGAACCCGUUGACACGGCUAGGUGAAGAAGUGUUACCAGCGAACCAUUAACAUAAACGGAAAACCGGUAUUACAAUGACUUUUUCGCCGAUUGUACAAUCGUUUCUCUUUUACUCGGCCGUUCUGGCCCUGAAGAUGCUCGUCGUGACGUUAUUGACUUCACUGACUCGCAUAGCCAGAGGUGUGUACGCAAAUCCAGAAGAUGCAAAAGCGGCAAAAGGGAAGGUGAAGUACGAUGACCCCGCCGUGGAGCGCGUUCGACGCGCGCAUUUGAACGACAUGGAGAACAUUCCAGUUUUUUGGGUUUUGGGAGCGCUGUACUUGACCACUGACCCUGUGGCUGCAUGGGCCCUCCUACUCUUCCGUGCAUACACUGUGUCCAGGAUUAUCCACACCAUCGUGUACGCCGUCGUGCCAUUACCGCAACCAUCGCGAGGCCUGGCUUUCAUGGUGCCCUAUGUCAUCAAGUGGUAUAUGGGUGCUAUGGUAGUCCUUCACUACGCCACGGCAAUGUGAUAUGUGAUAACUGAUGAACUUAGGUUAUAAAAUUGUUUUUUUUGCUCGGUGAAUGGAAUUUUAGUUAUUUAUUCAUAUUUUAUAUGUGUAUUGUUUUAUUGUUUUAUUGUUGCUGUGAGCGUAAUAAAUUUAUUUUGUCAUG